AUGUCAUGAAAAGUUUAUUUCCCGGUCAUUUGAUAUAAAUACAUUUCCCAAAUAGAUUUUCUUAUCAAUCGCUUGGUUUCUGGGGAUAACAAAGAUAUAAAAAUGGUUCCAAAGAUUAUACGGUUUCUGGCUGGUUGCUGCCUCGUUGCUUAUAUUAAUUGCCAGAGGUUUGGAGGGGAUGGAAGGUUUGGAGGGGAAGGAAGAUUUUUUGGAGGGAACGAGUUUGGAGGUCAAGGUUUUGGAGAACUUCCACCAGAUGUACAAGCCGUAUUAAAUCGUGAAAUUCCCGGAAACGGAAAUGGCGAAUUUAUUGCUCUGGGAGGAGCUGGUAUUGGGGAACGCCACAGUAAUGGGUUACGUAAUGGUUGGGAUGGCAACCCGGCAACACGAGGAAUGCCAGUCUCUAUGCAAGGCGGAUUCCAACAGGACCAGAUGCUGGGCGACUUUGGACUCGGUGGUGGUAUGCAUGGAGGACACGGUGGUGGUAUGCAUGGAGGACAUGGUGGUGGUAUGCAUGGAGGACUCGGUGGUGGUAUGCAUGGAGGACAUGAUGGUGGUAUGCAUGGAGGACAUGGAGGGCAUGGAGGUCAGAUUAUGCAGGGUGGAUUUCAGCAAGAUCAGUUUGAUGUUCAACCAAUAGGUCAAGCAAAUAUUCAUGUCCCUUUUGUUGAUGGAAUGACAGGCCAAUUCGAUAACUUUCAAACUGGGCCAUUUCUCAAUCCUGGCCAAGACAAUUUUGUACCAAUCAGCUCCGUUAUGGGAGGAGAUGUAGCCUCUCUUGGUGGGUAUGGUAGAAGAUACCACCCUAAGAAACCUACCAUUCCUCCUAAAAAACAAACAGUCUUGCCCAAGAAGCCAGUAAUGAACCCAAAGAAACCAAUUUCUUAUUCUAAAAAGCCACAAAUGCAACAUAAGAACCCAUUCUAUCCAAAACGACCAGUCAUUCACCCUAAGAAACCAAUUAUUAAGCCAAUGAAACCAACUAUUCACCACAAACGACCAAUAAUUAACCCAAUCAAACCAAUAAUCAAUAAAAAAAAACCUAUCAUUCGUCCAAUGAAACCAGUUAUUUCCCCAAAAAUGUCUAUAAAUUACCCUAAAAAGCCAUCCAUUUUACCAAUUAACUACCCUAAGAAACCAAUCAUGCACCCGAAGAAAUCACCAAUUUAUCCUAAGCAACCAGCUAUGAAAUCCUUUGGACAUGGCGGAUAUGGACGCAUAAGGACUAGAGGUGGAUAUUGAGUUUUUAUACUUCUACAAACACAAUGAACAGAAAAUCCAAGAAGAUCCGAAUGAUAUUUAUAAUUGUGUAGUGAUGUACAUGUAUUUACAAACACGUGCAAUCUCUUUUGUCCUAACAAUAUUUUCUAAAUAAAAUGUUAUAUGAUACUAUU
Messenger RNA from Ruditapes philippinarum (Manila clam), 1394 nucleotides. RefSeq lists its product as uncharacterized. The record is from RefSeq and is a predicted model, not a curated record. The coding region runs from base 103 to 1242 and encodes 379 amino acids. The transcript has 4 exons. NCBI's taxonomy places the organism in Eukaryota, Metazoa, Mollusca, Bivalvia, Venerida, Veneridae.